AUGCGGUUCACAAACCCCUUCUCGCAUCCUCCACGGGACACAUACGAGCAGCACUCUCUCAUCGCCGAACAAGAUGGCCGAGCUUCACCAUCAACAGAAUCGCUGGACGAGAUCAUCGACAUUGAGAAGCGCGAAUACCCCUUCCUGAUCUCAGUGAGAUCCGCACGGAAUUCAGUAUCCUCAUUCCUCAACGAACACCUCCACCUCGGCGGCGACCUGACAUGGACAGACCGCCUCCUCACACUCCUCACCACCUUGAAGCCAUUCAUCUUCCUCUUCCUUCCUACGUUCUUCAUCAGCCCCUUCAACUACUUUACUACAGCCCCGAGCCAGCGACCAAAGCCCAGAAAGUUGGGCCCAACAGCAUACCUAGACGGCCUCCGCGGCGUCGCAGCCUUUGUGGUCUACAUCUUUCACUUCUCCUACCUCUGGUUUCCAGACCUCCGAUGGGGCUACGGCUUCGCGGGCCACCAGAUGUUCUGGCAGAUGCCCAUCGUCCGGGCCCUGCACUCUGGCCGCGCCAGUGUCACCGUCUUCUUCGUCAUCUCAGGCUUCGUCCUCACCCUCAAGACCGUGUCGAUGAUCCACAAGCGCAAGAUGGGCCAGGCUCUAAGUGCCCUAGCCGGUUCCGCCUUCCGCCGCCCCUUCAGGCUGUACCUCCCCAUCUUUGCGUCGACCUUCAUCAUCGCUCUCCUGGUGUAUGGUGGAGAGUACAUUAGAGAUCCCUCGGGAGCACCUGUACCGCCGCGGGGCCCGAGUCUCGACCAGCAGCUGCAGCACUGGUUCUGGAGCACGGUCAACCUGAUGAACCCGUUCCGAGCGAUUGUCAACAGGGAGAACAUGAAGGGAAGCGAGUACGACGGGCAUCUCUGGACGAUCCCCGUCGAAUUCAAAGGCUCGCUGCUCGUCUUCUUCCUCUUGCUCAUCUUUGCGCGAGCCAAGAGAUGGAUUCAUAUGGUUGGUGUCACGGGUGUUACCCUCUGGCUGGUCCACAUCGGCGACUGGGACCAGGCUCUCUUCUGCGCCGGACUUCUCCUCGCAGAGCUCUCCAUCAUCAUGCCCAACACCGCCCCAACGACAGAACCACCCGAAGACCAGCUUCCUAGCUACAGACUGCGCGUCGUCAAGAGAUACGGCUCAAAGUCCAUCCUCAUCUUCCGCCACGCAGGCACACUAGCCCUCUUCUUCCUCGGCCUGCAUCUCUUCUCCUACCCAGAGUACUACGGCGCCUCAACCCCGGGCUUCAUCACAAUCUCGCAAUGGGUGCCAGACUACUACAAAGCAAUGGGCGACCGCACCCAACUCUACUGGAACUCCAUCGGCGCCAUUAUCUUCAUCUUCGGCUUGAUGUACUCCCCGCCCGUUGCCUUCAACCUCAAGUCCCUGCUACUCAGGGGACGCAACAUCCGUCUGCCCUGGCACCAAACCACCCCGGACCUCGACGACGACGAAAAGGAAGAGCUCGCAGCAGCAGCUACAUCUUCCUCCUCUACGGAACCCGAACCAGAAAUAGCCGAACCGCUCCUCCAGCGCCCCUUCACCACGAGCUUCGCGCAGUACCUCGGACAGAUCUCCUACUCUCUGUACCUGUGGCACGGCGCCAUCAACCACAUGGUGGGAGUCAGGUGGCUAUCGCCGGCGCAUGGCGCGUUGUCGCUUGCCGGUGCCCAGGCCAAGGUGCUCACGGAGGGCGGGAACACCGCCGGUGCUACUGAGAUGGUGAACAAGGCUUGGGGCGCCUACGAGCUUGCGUUCUUCUGGGGAUCGCUGGUGAACACACUGGCUCUGUUGUGGGCAAGCGAUGUGUUUAAUCGGAUAGUUGAUGUAAAUGCUGUCAAGUUGACUCGUUGGCUCGGUGAGAAGGCAUGGAGGAAGGAUUGA
Molecule: messenger RNA, 1881 nt
Organism: Colletotrichum tamarilloi
Lineage: Eukaryota; Fungi; Ascomycota; Sordariomycetes; Glomerellales; Glomerellaceae
Exons: 1
Coding region: 1-1881 (626 amino acids)
Biological process (GO): polysaccharide biosynthetic process
Cellular component (GO): membrane
Molecular function (GO): acyltransferase activity, transferring groups other than amino-acyl groups
Source: RefSeq, a predicted model, not a curated record